CGAAUUGAUAAAAUGUAAGGAUGCAACCCAAUUAAAUCACAAUUUGAGUGCCUAAUGGGUAAUUGAUACAAAGUUGAGGGAUUCAUUUUAGAUUUCUAAUUAAAACCCCAUUCCUCUUCGGCAUCGGACAUCGCCAUAUUCCCCUCCCUUAUAAAUCCGGCGGCAGUCUGUAAACACGUCGGAAGUUUUGGGGGCAUUCAUUGAUAUUUGAUAAACAGACAAACAAGGAUGUCGGCUUCACCGGAAUCCGUACCUAAAGUCAUCGUCCGUUACACAGCCAGAUGCAAUUUCACGGCGGACGAGGAUGCAAUUUCCUUUUUGAAAGCAGCAGCAGCCCCCAUCCCCGCCGCCGCCUUAUCUCCUCCUCCAGCCACCCCAUCCUCCUCCUCCUCACCAGUUGCGUUCGAAGUGCAGAGCCUCCUGAAAUUAAUCUUUCCGGGAGACGAUACAACUAUGAGGGAGUUCCUGGAGGGGACGGAUUGGCGGGAGAAAAGGGAGUCCACCAUUGAGCUUCCUUGGUCUACAGACGGACUACCUCCGUCGGGACACUCCUCCCAUCUCACAUCAUGGGUCCUUACCUCCGGAGAUUGUGGAGACAAUGAGGCAACGUGGGAAGAGGAAGAAAAGGAGCCAAAGGGGGAAGAGGAAGAAAAAGAGGCAAAGGUGGAAGAGGAAGAAAAGGAGGCAACGGUGGAAGAGGAAGAAAAGGAGGCAACGGUGGAAGAGGAAGAAAAGGAGCCAAAUGGGGAAGAGGAAGAAAAAGAGGCAACGGUGGAAGAGGAAGAAAAGGAGGCAAAGGUGGAAGAGGAAGAAAAGGAGCCAAAGGGGGAAGAGGAGGAGUGGACUUGCCCUAUCUGCUUGGAAAUAUGCGAACCAGACGGGACAUGGAAACAAGAGAUGCCUUGCUGCCCUCAAGACAUGGAAACAAGAGAUAUCUUGACCACGUCGACAGGAUGAUUUCGUGACAAGUCUCCCACAUCGAUUUCUCUCCCCUUCGGCAAUACCACAAACCACUCUUAUAAGCUCACACAUUCUCAGAUUCUCUAGAUAUAUUUUUAUCUUCCCCUCAAGAGUCAUAUGUCUCUCUUCCUAGGAGACUCUUUUUAUAGGGAGGGAAGAAAGGUCUAGAAGGUGG
This is a messenger RNA of Cuscuta campestris, 1135 nucleotides long. The record is from the annotation of a GenBank genome assembly. Lineage: Eukaryota; Viridiplantae; Streptophyta; Magnoliopsida; Solanales; Convolvulaceae.